ACAGGAGCGGGACUCCUUUCUUUGGAGAUAUUUUUUUUUUCGGGAUAGGCCUCACAAGUGCCUGUCUUUCGUCAAUGGCCAUUGUUUAACGGAUUGUGUCUAUUCGCGCCAUUGGCUUUUCCUCCGGAAUUGCUCUUUCGUUCCGAAUCUCUGCGGUCUUUUCCCCGAUACCUCCAGGAUAGAAAUCGCAUAGCAACAUCACAUCAUGGAUCCACCGCCAACUAUCAUUCAUGAUGACCUCUCCGUCGGAGAUGUGUUUACCCCUCAGAUCGACGACUCCCCGCCUUGCACCGAGACUAGUCUGAACAACCAGUCUACUGGGUUUCGCAUGGGAGAUGCCAGUCCUGAGCGCAAGCAGUUUGUGGCCGGUAAAACGCCUACUCAAGACAGUCUUUUCCCAGCCCCGCUGUCUGAAAAAGCAGACCGACGCAAGAAAAAGAAGAGGCAUCAACAGGAAGUUGCGCCUGCGCUGACAACGGUGCGCGGAUUCACGCCCAUGGGCUCUGGUGAUGAAGACUCGGAUUUCUCGACCACUAGUUCCAAAGCGCCCAAACCGCGGCCACUUGCUACUGAGGCCAGUCCCAAAGUCCUGCCGUCCACGGGUGGUGUCAGCGCCUUGAAGUUGCAGCUUGAUUCAUUGAGCUUGACGAGCAGCCGCGCCUCACAGGGCGCCCCAAGCGACGUCUGCUCUGCAACUCCGAGCAAUGCGAGUGUUUGCUCAGACAGUGACCAGACUGAGGUGUUGACCAGUUACGAGGUCCCUCUCGAUCAUGACUACGUUAGUGCCGAUGCAGCGGCGGAAGAGAAAGAACAGAACACUUCGAGCGUGACGGACAUGCGCACUCAACUCUGCCGAAAAAUGACCGCCGAUGACUUUGAGCCGCUGCUUUGCCUCGGCAAAGGCUCCUUUGGAACAGUGUUGCUGGUGCGUCAUGUCCUCACGGGCAAGUUGUAUGCCCAGAAGCAGUUCCAGAAAGCUUCUAUCACUGUGCACAAGAAGUUGGUGGAGCAAACCAAGACGGAGCGUACUAUCCUCGAGAGUGUGAACCGCCAUCCAUUUGUGGUCAAGUUUUUCUACGCUUUCCAGGAUCACGAGAAACUGUACCUUAUCCUGGAAUACGCCCAGGGCGGCGAAUUGUUCACGCACUUGGCUAUGGAGCGCAUGUUUGAUGAGGAUGUGGUGGCAUUUUAUAUGGCGGAGAUGGUCCUCGCACUUGAGCAUUUGCACCAGAACGUGGGUGUGAUCUACCGUGAUCUCAAGCCGGAGAAUUGCCUCUUGGACCAGGAGGGCCAUCUCCUGCUGACCGAUUUUGGUCUCAGUAAGAUCUCCGCCAAUGACGAUGACCGCUGCAACUCGUCUCUAGGCACUAUCGAGUAUAUGGCACCAGAGGUCAUCCAGGGCAAGCCAUACGGCAAGGCUUGCGACUGGUGGUCCUUGGGGGCUCUCGCAUAUGAUCUCCUCACGGGCUCCCCGCCGUUCAAAGCCAACAACAACGCGAAGCUCCAGGAGAAGAUCCUCAAACAGAAGCUGUCUCUGCCUUAUUUCCUGGGGCCCGAUGCUAAGGAUCUCUUGACACGUCUCCUUCGCAAAGAACCUUCCAAGCGGCUGGGAUACCACAUGCCCAAGGACCUGCAGACCAUCAAGAAGCACCGGUUCUUCCGCAAGAUCGACUGGAAGGCUCUGGAACGUCGCGAGCUCACGCCCCCUAUCAGCCCGGUCGUCACUGAUCCUGCUCUUGCUGAGAACUUCUCUGAUGACUUCACGCACCUGCCCUUGAGUCCAAUGGUAACCUCAAACGGACUCGAGCAUUACAUGAACUCCGGAGCAAAUGGCUCGCAUGGAAUGUCCACCGGACAGAAUGGAGUGGGAGGUGAAUCCAACCCCUUCGGAGGAUUCAGCUUCGUCGCCCCAAGUAGUCUACUCGACAACGGCCUCGGAGCCAUGGCGACAGGAUAUUAAGAAUAGAGUGGGAGGAAGUGUACAGGGUGUUUCGUCUGUCUUUGUUUAGGUUACCGUUGGAUUAGAACCGGCUUUGCCAUUUACAUAUACGAAUAUUUCUGCCCGCAGAAGGCCAGUCUCGAAGGCCAAUCAAGGCAAGGAGCAUAUACUGUCAAUAUCAACAACCUUGCACAGGGAGAUUUUGCUAUUAUAGUGGACUGUAAUUUGUUUGAAUCAGAAUGAAUAUAUACCAUUCAAUUUCCCUAUCCCUCUUAACAUAGUAAGAAAAGAGAAAAAGUUGAAAAAAGUUUAACCCAGCUUUC
Molecule: messenger RNA, 2262 nt
Organism: Aspergillus wentii DTO 134E9
Lineage: Eukaryota; Fungi; Ascomycota; Eurotiomycetes; Eurotiales; Aspergillaceae
Product: AGC family serine/threonine-protein kinase
Exons: 2
Coding region: 206-1960 (584 amino acids)
Biological process (GO): protein phosphorylation
Molecular function (GO): ATP binding; protein serine/threonine kinase activity
Source: RefSeq, a predicted model, not a curated record